CGCUGUCGUUUCUGUUACAACCGGUUUUACGCAUAGAAACAACAACAAUUUUGGUGGCCAUGAGUGAGGCAGCAGCUUCACAGCAACCAGGAAGGCCCGCUGUCACCCAGGAAAGAGCUACUAUCAGAAUCAAUGACAUACCCACUGAAUUAUUGGAGCGAUUAUUAGGGAAGUACGUACAGCAAGUGAACGAGAACUACAAGAAGAAACAGGGUGAGUUGAAGAUUCAAGAUUUUGAUGAGACUAAGGACAUAGAACAGCCGAUUAUACCCAAAAAAAGGGUACUGGCCGAAGCCAGCGAAACGAUUGAUGGUGCGCAAGAAUUGAGCGACCGGAUGGUACAUCUGAACAAAACACUUCCACUAUAUGGAUACUUUCCUGAUGGAAACGGAAUGAUAGAAGUGUCCACUAGAACGGAUGAGCCGAUGGCUGAUGUUUUACAGGUGGCUGUGGAUCAAAUAAUGACUGCUAGUAUUCGAUAUAAGCACGGCUACAGUGAUAUAAAUAUUAAGAAAAGCACUCUUUCACAGAUGACCCAAUGGACUGCUCUGUUCUUCCAUCUUUUGACCACAAGAUUACAACGAUUGAUGGAAAUACAGAGAAGAAGACUUCCAAACUCAGAUGACCUCUUGCUACUACUCAAAGAAGGAUAUUUUGAUAGAAAGGGCAUAGACGAAAUGCAUACUUUGUGUGAAAGAUAUUAUAGUCAGAACAGCCAUAGAAACAAGGAAUUGCAUUCUAUUGCAAAACAUGCAAGCACAGCAUAUACGGGUCAGGACUACGGUGAUUUCAACUCAGCUAAUGAUAGUGUUGUGAUGGAAGAACCGUGGUGGAUUGACCAGGUUAUCCAUAGAAAGAAGAGGAAAGCCUACAUUCCAGAAUGGAUGCCGCCCUUACCACCAGAGCACACCUUCAAAUCCACACCAAAGUACAGCCAGCGAGUGACAAAUCCUGUGAUGUUGAGAGAAAAGCUUGUUUUAGAGGGCCGAUAUGGUGAGAAGGCUUUGGAUCAUAUAAUCGUCAAAGAAGAGAGCACUCUUUGCUCCCCGUUAUCACAAGAAAGCAUCAGUAGUAGUGACGAUGAAGAAGAAGAAGAGCAAGAGCAAAUAAAAGGAGGGGAAAAUAAUAUCUCGACAGGAAGGGAAAUUGAAGUAGUGCAAAAGAGUACGCAGAAUGAGAAGAGCGAUAUUAAUAAUGAUAACACAGAACUAGAAGCUCCUACUGUCGUAGGUCUUGAUGUCAAAAGCGAUCACGAACGAAUCAAUGAUUCUGAGGGGAGUAAUGAAAAGGAAAAAACUGAAGAAAGUACUCUUGAAAGCGCAACUCCAUCUGAUAAAAAAGUCGAUCUUGUUGAGCUAGCCAACAAAAGAAUGGCAGUUUUAGAAAACAAGCGCAAAGAGGAAGAGCAACGCUACUUAUCCCGUAUCGAAUCCGAUGAGAGUAGGUUUGGCAGGAAUUUUGGAUUUUACUCCAAUGUCAAAAAACUUCCUGAUGGAAUCAAUGUCGAACUACAAGAAUAUCGAAAUAAAAAGCUGAGAGAAGUUGUUCAUAACCUACGCAAGCAAGAGAAAAAGAAUUCCAAGUGGGUCAUUGAGCAGGAGGAGCUACGUCGGAGACUAGAUGAGGAGAAGAGCAAGUAUGCCGAAGCGAACCAAAUCCAACUUGGUUCUGGACAAGAUGCAGCUGAUGAGAAUAUAUUCUACGCAGACAUGGACGAGGAGGUUGACUUCGAUGUUGAAUUUAGUGAUAUGGAGGAAGUUGAAGAUGGAGAAAACCUACCGAAACCUCCAGAAACUAAAACUGAAUCAAUUGAGCCAGCUGUGAUGGACAACGACAGUAACGAUGAGGAGAGAGUUCUUUCUGUGAGAUUCCAAGAUGAAUUAGAGACAUCGGCGUUGUUGAACAGCACAGGGGAUGGUGAAGAACGGGACAGAGAAGGAGAAGGAGAAGGAGAUAUUGAAAGAGAGGAUCCAGAGGCCAAGUAUCGAUCAGACAUGCAAGAAGAAGACCACGACGACUGCGAUAGAGUUGUGAUGGACAAGGAUGAAGAAGACGAAAGUGUCGCCGAGGAGUGAUCCAUACCUGUAAUUUUUAACUUGUAACUUUAAUCUAUAUGCAAACGAAUAGCCCGUUGUACAGAUGUAAUAUAGAAGAUAGCUCACGUGAACCAGUACUGCC
Pichia membranifaciens NRRL Y-2026 is the source of this 2178-nucleotide messenger RNA. RefSeq lists its product as hypothetical. Gene Ontology annotation, biological process: transcription initiation at RNA polymerase II promoter. The coding region runs from base 60 to 2075 and encodes 671 amino acids. NCBI's taxonomy places the organism in Eukaryota, Fungi, Ascomycota, Pichiomycetes, Pichiales, Pichiaceae. The record is from RefSeq and is a predicted model, not a curated record. Gene Ontology annotation, cellular component: transcription factor TFIID complex. The transcript has a single exon.